This is a messenger RNA of Penicillium angulare, 303 nucleotides long. RefSeq names its product cytochrome P450. The coding region runs from base 1 to 303 and encodes 100 amino acids. The transcript is spliced from 2 exons. The record is from RefSeq and is a predicted model, not a curated record. Lineage: Eukaryota; Fungi; Ascomycota; Eurotiomycetes; Eurotiales; Aspergillaceae.
AUGAAAUUCAUGCAGCGAUCUAAUCUUCACGUGGAUGUGCUGAAACAGAAGCUUGCACCGAAGCUGUAUGAAUACGUGGAAAAAGCUAAGGAGGAACUAGCCUACGGCUGGUAUAUUGACCUACCACACAAUCAGGAUUCGAUCGAUGUCAAUAUCGAGUAUCACUUGCGCAUGCUAGUUGCACGUAUGACCGCGAAGAUGUUCAUGGGAAAUCCUACAUGUCGCAACCUGGAGUGGCUGAAAGUCGCGGUCGACUUCUCUUUAAAUUUAGCGAGCUAUAACCUUACGCUAAAAAAUGUUUAA